Messenger RNA from Lottia gigantea (owl limpet), 616 nucleotides. RefSeq lists its product as hypothetical. The record is from RefSeq and is a predicted model, not a curated record. The transcript has 6 exons. NCBI's taxonomy places the organism in Eukaryota, Metazoa, Mollusca, Gastropoda, Lottiidae. Bases 35 to 592 code for a protein of 185 amino acids.
GAACUGCAGGAUCAGACAGUCAAUACACGUCAAAAUGAUAAUGUUAAUUGGUUUGCUGUUGAUUAUUGGUUUUGUUGCUGGGGAAGAGAGGAAAAACUUGGAAACGAAAGAUGUCGAUAGUUUCUGUUUUGUGAAUGGUCAGGUGUACCAUCAUGGUACAGAAUUUAAAAGUGGUUGCACCACCUAUUACUGUCAUGGUGGUCAGCCAGUGUUACGGACAAUAGGUUGUUCAAUGAAUGGUCAAUGUCAUGACGAAGGUUCGCGAUGGAGAGAUCAGAACGGAUGUUUUGAAUAUACUUGUUCCAGAUCGGGAUCAAAUGCGUGGAGAAUUAAACCCAUUCCUUUAUGCAGAGGUAACAAUGGAGAGUGCCAUGAUAUUAAUUCAAGAUGGACAGAUGACUGUGUGACGUUUCAAUGUACUGGUGGACACAACUCCGCCUCAGCUUCAACUGUUGCUGUCUUGUGUAGAGAUAUGCAUGGAAAAUGUCAUCAACCUGGUUCAGUCUUUCCGUAUGUUAUGCGUGGUGUGCCCUACAGACAUUGUGUAUGCCAGAGAAUGGGAGAAAAUAUUAAAUACCAAUGCCAGUAUUAAAUUAAAUAAAAUUUGUGAAGUCAC